AUGUCGUUUGGAGAGUAUUCUCUCCCAACAGACACACUUGCAGCAAUUCUUGGACAGUAUCCUUUCUCUGUCGGCCUAUUUCGUGAGCUAUUACAGAACACAGACGACGCUCGAGGCUCGAAGCAAAUAUUUGUGCUCGACACGAGGAAUCACGGGACGACUACGUUAGUGCAUGAUAAGCUGGGCGAUACACAAGGACCAGCGCUUCUCGUGUUCAAUGACGCGUUUUUCUCAGAGUCAGACUGGGACGCGCUCCAGAGCAUCCAUAGGAGUUCUAAGAAGACGGAUUCAUCUAAGAUUGGAAAGUAUGGAAUUGGGUUUCGUAGCUGUUAUCACAUCACAGACAAUCCACAAGUCAUCUCUGGGUCGACGCUUGCUAUCCUAGACCCUCACCACCAUUUCACUUCGUCGGGUGGCACGCGCUUUGAAUUCCCGCAGAAAUCACAGGAAAUCAAGGACCAACUUGACUCGUUCGACUUCUUCCUCUCCUCAGACGCGCAUGAGGAGGCCUUUCCUGGCUCUAUCAUUCGUUUGCCCCUCCGUAAGCCGGGAACACAAAGCAGCAUCAGCUCCAAGUCCGUCGAUGCUAUCGAAAUCCGUCAGCUAUUCGAUGAUUUUAUCCGCGAAGAGAUCGGGAUCUCCUUGCUGUUUUUGAAGAAUGUCACCUCUGUGGAAGUACACCAAAUAGACCCGCAAGGCAUCCGCCAGUGUCUUGCCAAGGGCACCAUCAGCAGGUCAGAGUCCGUUUCCUGGUCAGUCCAGAAGGAGCGGCAUACUUCUUUUCAGUGCACCACCACCGUCGAGACACCAAAGCAAGGUCGGAUUGAAAAGACCUGGCGAAUUGUGCAUUCGUAUUUCCACGAUGGAGAAUCAACUUCCCUCCUUUCCCUUCGCCUUGGUCACGAUCCCCGUCCUGUAUUAGCGAAGCACAAGCUACUUUCCGAAAUGGCCAUAGCGAUUCCGCUAUCCAUACUUGACACUGAGGAGAGGGGCGGACGCUUAUUCACUUAUUUGCCGCUCCCUCUUCGCACUGGUUUCCCUGGCCACGUUCAUGCACUAUUCGCUUUGACUGCGUCACGCCAGAAUCUCAACAACGGUGGAGAAAUUGGCAUCGUACGGGGAUCAGAAGACAGCGUCCUGGUUGAAUGGAAUUAUAUUCUGUUUGAAAGCUUUCUACCACGAACGUGGACCGCUUUAUUGAAAGUUCUCCUCCAGCAAGACCAACUUGGCGAUGUGUUUCGCGCAUGGCCUCCUGCUCAGAGUGGUGUUUUCGGAGGUGACACCGCUUACUGGCAGGCACUCCCUGCGAAGCUUUUAGAAUGCAUUGUCUUAGCCAAAGCGGAGGUCUGGCCUGUCUUCCGUGGCUCAAAAGCAGAUGGGCAAAUCCUCUUCGCUGAGCUGGGUUCAGUCUUACUGGCCCCCACGGACGUGGACGAUGCCACGCUUUUAGCGCUCACCAGCGCAGGACUGCGGUUGUGCAAACUACCCGAGUACAUAUUCAAGCUGAUUAACAGCGGUGGAGUCAGCUCUGCUCGAUACACACUGCUGUCUCCGGCUGUUACCUAUCGGCAAUUAUUAACUCGUGUCGCUGAACUUCGAGCGCUUGACGACCCCCAGCGGUUGACUAUUCUCGAGUAUUUACUCCGCGGUAACCAGUUGGAGAACAUUGCGGGACUCCCUCUCCUUCCCCUCAUCGACGGGACUUUCUGCACACCCGUGAAAGCGGGGACUGGAGAUACGAAUAUUACGAUUAUGGAUCAGCUUGAAAGCGAUAUCUUUGGCAGAGUAGAAAGCCAAGCUGUAUCCCUUCCUGCGAUUCCCCCGCGACUUCGAGAUCUACUUCGCAGUGAAGGGCCCACGACACUCAAUCUUAUUCUCCUUUCACCCCAGCGAGUUGCGGAAUUUCUUCACAUGUCACCGUUGGGGUUUGAUCUCACUCAAAGGCAUUCCGGGAACGUCACAGAUGCACUCGUUGGCUGGCUAAACCGAUUUUGGGCUUGGGUGGGUGACUGGCCGAUGCGAGAUGACCUCUUCUCCCGCGUCAAUACCCUGUGUCUUGUCCCCGCAGAUACCAGUUUAGAGUCUCCAGAAGUCGGUGUAUUCUCGACCCACGUUACCGAUCUUUUUGCUCUGCAAAAAGUACUGCAGGGUCUAGGAAUUGCCUUUCUCCAUCCUUCGUUUUCGGUUGAAGCACGCAAGGGACUUGGCUUUUAUCCCCUUGUUCUCAAAUCAAUUUUUGACAUUCACCUUGUGCUCGACCGCAUUACGGUCGGCUCAGACGUGACAAAACUCGAUGCGGAUGGGUUGUCGAUACUUUCAAAGCACGUGGUCGACUGCAUGAUCCAAGUUGGUCCUCAGCGGCCGCUGAAUGAGGAACAGCAAUCCACCUUGCGAUCUCUGCCUAUUUUUCCUCUCUUGCAGCCAUCGGUUAUAACUCCUGUUCCCGUGACCGACGAAAAGCCCUCGUCUCCUUCAAAGCGCUUGUCUGCAUUCAAGUUGCCCAUCCUCCACCGUAAAUCGAAGAGCUCUGCUAGUAACAUCAUAAUGCCCCUGCCCAGCACCUCACCUCCUGAAUUCAAGAGUAUUCCAACACAAGCCAAGGUGUACGGUAUUCCUACAAACAGCAGUGUCCUCCUUCCCACUAUCGAUGGAGUUGUUUACCUUGACGGUGCCCAUAUCAAUCUGGCUAUUUUGGGACAACUUUCGACUACUAACGCCAUACCCCUACUACCGUUGGAUAUCCUUAAUCUUGCGGUCGAGCAUUUCAUUGGGCAGAAGAAGACCAUAAGGGCUGCUCUUCUCGAUUACAUCAACCAGAAUCGAGAUUCCCUACCCCCAAACCUACUCAAGACCAUUCAGCAGGUCCCUUUUGUGGCGGUACUUGAUGGCACAAUGCGCUCGCCGUCUUUCGUCGUUGACCCAACGAAACCAGAGCUGAUCGCCAUAUAUGCUCAACAGCAAGAACGCAUUCCGGCUGCAACACCAGAAGACAUUAUGAUCCUUCGACAUUUGCGUGAUCUUAACUUGAUCAACACUGCGCUCACACUAGAAAUGGUUACCGAGCGAAUUGAACACAUAUCGCUGCUCUCUCAAUCCAACCCUUCACACGCGACAAACCUUUCCUUCUCUCUUCUCGCUACGCUUCAUUCGUCAGACCUCGAUUGCUCGACACUCUACAUACCCUUCGGCGCUAAAUGGUUGCCCACCGAUCGGGGCCUGGUCAGUACCACCGAAUGUUUCGACAGCAAUCGAAAGACGGAACUAUUUGAUGAAGUCCUCGCCGUCCUUGAUCCGACAGUUGCCAUCUCUGAAUCAUUGCGAAAGAAACUUGGUUGGGAUCAGCCUCUUCAUUUUCGUACUCUUCGAUCCCAGUUUGAGGUGGUCGUCAUCCGUGGCGCAUCUACCGCAGCUGUCAAGCUCGAUCGGCUGAUUCGUGAGCUCAGCGAACGCUCUCUUACAGAUACGGAAAUGGGGGAAUUGAGGACUAUUGUUGUGGGCCGUCAGUGGGUACCCAUUGCUCCAGGGCGCCUCGCAUCCACAGACCUGGCUAUCUUCUCAACAACAUUGGGCUUGCGCGGUUUCCAUCGCAUCCCAGCUUCUUUAGCUGAACAGCCGCAAAUCUGUAAUUUUUUGGCGCGGAUGGGGUGUACGGAUAGGCCCUCGGCAGGAUUUCUUGUGGCCCACUUGAGGGCGUUGGAAUCGGUUUCUGCAUCACGUGAUAUCACAGACGAAGCGAUUGCAUUGCUCUCUGUGAUUGCUGAGGACCUCAAGUCGGUCGACCGUGCCCAAGUUCUUGUCCCUGAUAAUAAUGGAACGCUACGGCCCAUCUCCGAGGUUUUCUUUAAUGACGUUGGUGACCGUGCUUUCUUGAUUGAUGUGGGAAAGAGAUAUAUCGCACAUCCCAAGCUUUCUGACGAGUUGAGCAAACGGCUUAUCAUGGAUCGUUUGGGUUUCUCCUCUGUCGAGUUGACCCCUGGCAUUGACAUGGGCGAAACUUUGACGACGACGAUUCGCAACACUUUGAAGCAAUAUUCUGAAGCUCAGAUUAUCAACGAAUUCUUCGCCAAUGCAUGCGACGCUGAGGCGAACAAGUUUGGUGUCCUUAUCGAUGACUUUGGGGGUUCCAAAACAAACAAGCUACUUUCUGCGGGCAUGGCCCCAUUCGUCAAUUGCCCGUCCAUCGUCAUUUAUAACAACGGCAAGUUCACUGCGAAAGAUUUCGAAGGCAUAUGUCGAACGGGAAUCGGUGGUAAGGCGGACAAGACCAACACCAUUGGCCAAUUCGGUCUCGGAGCGCUGUCAAUGUUCCAUUUCACUGAGAUGGCUAUGAUUGUAUCGGGCACGAAAGUCAUGUUUCUUGACCCGUCUAAGAACCACUUGCCAAUCCAGGGUCGAGCAUCACUUCUGCUACCUUUGGAUCAGGUCAAACGUUGGUAUCCUGACCAUUUACAGCCACUUGAUGGUCUGUUCGAUUUUUCCAUGAAGCAGAAUGGGCAAUAUCACGGGACGAUUUUCCGCUUACCUCUACGUCGUUCCUCCCAUAUUCUAACAUCAAAUGCUAUUCUGACAUCACCUCGCAACGUGACUGCACAAGCAGUAUGGGACAAGAUCGUCCGACCCUUCAAGAGCUCAGCUCAACUUUCGCUUUUGUUUACUUCAAUGGACCAAAUUGCGAUCUAUACUCGAGACACUCGAGGUCAUAUACAAUCAGGGUGGACUAUCUCUGCUUCUCGUGAUGGUCUCGAAACGGUAUCGACUUCGCCUCGUUUACAAACCCAAGUCGUCCGCAUCCGUGUCCCAGGAUCGGAGAUUGGCACGGAGGAAUUCAAAGUUGUUUACACGACUCGCUCUCAGAGCGACAUUCCUUCACAAUUCUCCCCACUUGUAGCCCCCCUAUCGACUCAGAUCACCUAUCGUUACAUGAACUUGUUCUCGGCGCUGCCAUUGCCCUUGACGAGCACCCUACCGGUUCACCUCACCGCCUCGUUUAUACUGUCUCCAGAUCGCAGGAAUAUCAGGUUGGACGAGUAUGGUUCUGAAUCCAAGUACAAUCGUUGGUUACUGAGUGAUGUCGCUCCACCACUCUAUAUGUUCUUGCUGGAGGAUUUAUUGCGGACUCAGGCCCAUCUUGGCAACGCUGCUUGGUGGCCGGGGAAUCGUAGUAACCAAGAUGCUGUCUCACAAAUUUUCGUCGACGCGUUCUAUUCUUCUGCCCAGCUUGGCUCUACGAAGCGUCGCAUCUGUGCAAGUGUCUUCGAAACGCAGCAAUUUCGCCCAAAUGAUGUCCUGCUGGGGAGUGAUGAACCAGUUCCGAUCAGCAAGGUUUUGGGGUUGCUCAAUGCACCUCACAUAGUCCGGCUCCCUUCCAAGAUUAGGGAGCGCGCGGCAGCAUCUAUGAAGAUAAUCAGCCCUCUUAUCGUGAAGAAUGAGCUCAAGGACAAAACACGACUGUUGGCUAGUUUGUUCCAAAAAGGUGAAAUUACAACGCGCGACAUUCAAAGCGUUGUCGAUUACCUCUGCGAAGAUAGGAGCGUCAGCCUUGAUGGUCUCGGAGUUUUACCACUGGCCAACGGAAAAUUAGCUGUCUUCGGCUUAUCUCCAAAUUAUUUUGUUUGGAAGCCUACUCAAGGUCGUGAAUUAUUCAAGUCCGAGUACUUGGUCGCACCGGAUUUCGUUGCGGAUAAGCUCCUCGAUCGUGGUUUGAAUGUCAGCAAGUUUAAACAAGAGACCAUGGAUGUGUUGAUUAAGCAGCACUUUCGAGAUGGUUCCGAGAGACACCUGUCUUUGGUCGAGGAAGAAUGGGUCAGGACUUUCUGGGCUGAAUAUCCCAGUUUUGGAUUGCCGCCCAACACGAAAUUCACCAAUUACCCGCUCGUCCGCACAACUAAACCUGGCCGGUAUGUGUCGAUGGGACAUUCCUGGACAAUAAAUGUUGUUCUUCUUGGCAAUUCGGAUCCGUACUUUUUAGCAGGCGUCUUAUCCGAGCUUGGACUUGCUGUUGUGAUUUACGAUAGCAAAGAACUCGCCAAACCUUUGCGCGACCAGCUGAAAGCACAUCACAACUUCACUUUCGACCGUCUUCUGCACUACUUCCAGAAGAUGGAGUCGUCGAUCGAUACCCGGUUCAGCAAACUCCCUCCUGCGAUGCAUGCGGAGUUCGCAGAGUAUGCCCGGAACAAAGUCAUCUCGACGCCAGAGAGCUUGAUUCCGAUAGCAGCCGCGUUGCCCAUCUGGAAGAAGCUUCAAAAAGAUCAAGAAACCACCUUACACAAAGCCUCUUCCUUGAAGAUGCUGCCUUUCGGAAUCUCGAGGGCAACCGCCUCUCAUUUCAUUGGAGUCCCCUCUGUCGAAUACAAUGCUGCCCUGGUGCAUCUCAAAGUCGUACCGAUGGAUUUUAAUCAAUUCUGGACCAACCUCAAGUUGCCGACCGUCUUGUCAUCGGAAGAACAAACGGCCUACAAACAACUGCUGACUGCCAUGCCUUCCAAUUUCAUCUACGAUCCCGAGGCAAUAUUGCUACCAGACGGCAACAGACGACUUGUGAAAGCGAAGUCUCUUUAUGUUCGACACGCCCUCUUCGUCGCUGCCUUUGGUUCUGAUGAAUCUUCAACGCAUUUCGUGCUUGACUCGUUCAGGGACCUGGAGCCGCGUCUGGUUGGAAUGGGCUUGAGGAGUCAUACCAACCUUGAUAUUGACACCUUCAAAGAAUGUGCAAGAUCGAUUCAGGCGGCCACUGAGCAGCCCAACAUCACCUCUAGGGCCAGGGUCGUUUUCAGGGCAUAUGCUGAAGACAUGCCACUGCGCAUCACAACUUUCCAAAGCAAAGUCUGGAAGGAGAUAGAUCGUAUUCAGUUUGCCCCUCGAGAGCCUCUUCGGAGCAAAACCAUGGCACUCGACGACACAUCUCCAUAUGUGAAACCGCUUCCCACAAUCGUCGCCCCAGACCAAGUGCUCCUCGCCGACAAUGAGGCUAUUGCGUGGACACAACGUGCCAUCCUUCUCGUUUCUCCUGACGAGCGUCUGUUGCGCGCGAAUCCUAGCUUUGGACAACCAACUCCGCGUGAGGUGGUCGAACAUCUGCGGGUGCUUGCGUUACGAAUCGCCAAAGACUUUACCUCAGAUGUCUAUGUUCUUUCAGACCUGGAAGCAACGUACAAAUGGCUUGACGACCAUCAAGACGAGGUGGAAGACGAGAUUAUAGAGUUUCACGACGAGCCUCUGUUUCUCAAUGUAGAUGAUCCCAAAUCAGACCCUUGGGUGUGGCACUCAGCGGAUGAAAUGUUUUUCAACAUUAUGGACGGUGGCGACCUCAAGUCGGUCAAGAAGUCCCUUUUACGGUUCCGUGAUCUUCUCUCUGUUGCUGGUGUUGAAGACAUCAUACAAGCACCAGUUCCUGGCCUCGAGCGGUCUUCGAUCGACACCCAGUUGGGCAUUCUACGCAGGGGUUUCCAGAUGAUGCGUGAAGAGGGAAAGCUGACGGAUGUUGUGUUUGUUUGUGACGAUGAGACGAGGAAGCCUGCCCACAGAGCCUGGCUGGCGCCGAUGAGCGAGUAUUUGAAUGAUCUGUUUUGCGGGUCGUUCACCGAAGCCGGGCCGGGCACUGCUGACGACCCCAUUGUUGUAGAGGUGGACUACUCUGGACCAUGCGUCGAAACGGUGUUGGAUUUCAUGUAUACUGUCAAGCCACCGUCAGUUGAGCGCCUCGACGACCUUCUCGAUGUGAUGGACCUCUCCAACUAUUGGGGCCUCGAAGAACUGAAUCUGCUGGUGCAGGCGAAAAUCAUAGGCAACUCGCAAAUCUCACCCGCGACAUAUGAAGAUGUCUUGGAACGAGCAACAGCGCUUGACGCCAAGUUACUUCUUGACGCUUGUGAGUUCUUUGCGCAAAAGAACAAGGAAGCGAUUCUGCGUCUCAAAGGAGAGCUGAGUGGGAAACGACGGACUGCCAAGCGGCUUCCGAAGAAGUCUAUGACCUCUGUUGUGUCGGGAGGUAGUAAGGACAGCGAUACUACUGGGAAGCUGAAGAUCAAGCCUAUCAAGGCAUCAAAGACGGUGGCCAAGGGUAUUCUCAAGGGUCUAAGGAAGGUAGGGGACAGCUGGGACUUUAUGUCUUGA
Molecule: messenger RNA, 8115 nt
Organism: Mycena indigotica
Lineage: Eukaryota; Fungi; Basidiomycota; Agaricomycetes; Agaricales; Mycenaceae
Product: BTB domain-containing protein
Exons: 14
Coding region: 1-8115 (2704 amino acids)
Molecular function (GO): Hsp70 protein binding
Source: RefSeq, a predicted model, not a curated record